Messenger RNA from Pomacea canaliculata, 1835 nucleotides. RefSeq names its product P2X purinoceptor 7-like. The coding region runs from base 929 to 1450 and encodes 173 amino acids. The transcript has 5 exons. The record is from RefSeq and is a predicted model, not a curated record. NCBI's taxonomy places the organism in Eukaryota, Metazoa, Mollusca, Gastropoda, Architaenioglossa, Ampullariidae.
AAACGCAUACGGACAUAGCCCAAUAUAUUUGUCAGCAAACAAAUGGAGACAGACACAUCAAAAGACAUGACAGAAAACCCGCACAAAAAAUCAUGUACGUCCGAUCAGAAGCGUGGGCUCUCGGUUGUAUGUAGUGAUGCAAGCUUUUAUAGUGCGGUAUCCCAACCUCAGCAAGACUUUCUGCGCAUUACAAACAAAAACAAAUCACAGAUCCCGGUGGCUCUCUGAGUGUAGAAGGAAUGUCAGGUAGACCAAGAAUCAGAAACGUGGAUCAAAUCGUGCAGAUGAUCACAAAGAAAGUGUAGCGAAAUGUCGAAGCACAUGCUGUUUGACACUGAUGGAAACUCUAUCCCAGGGACUGUGGUAGCCAGAGAUAAAGGAGUUGAAAUCAAGAGAGGAAAAAGGCCACAGAUAAAUAAACAGUAUAAAAGAAUGCCUAUGACGACAUAAAAAGUACAGGUAGGUACGUGGGUACAACAGGUAUCACAACAAAUCCAAGAUAAAAACAAACAUGCAAGAGCCAUAAGCCUAUUAGCCGAAGGGACACCACUCCACUAUCAGUUAUUUCCCUUCCUACUGCAGAAGCUCCGCAGUUGGUCCAGACUGCGAUAAGGCUGUGGUGACGGUCAAAACGUUUCAACAAUAUAUUUAGUUACAAUUGCAUAGCAGGAGAGUGAUACAGAAGAAAUAAAUGAUUAGUUUCUCACUUAAUCACCACAAAUUAUUUCGGUUGCCGAUGUUUAUAAAAAUCGAAACAAAAUCCAGUGAAAUCGACCGUUGUGUCCUUCCGCCGAGUAACCACGAUAUCUUGCCGAGAUUUGCGUGUGACGUAGGACCAAAACCGGGAGUGUCUCAGGAUUUGAACUCGUGGUCGGUGUUGUCUCGUUUGCUGGAUUAGUGAUCCACAAUUAUUAACAGUCAAUAUCAGAUGGCUAUGAGUAAUAUCAAACCAUAUCAGUUUGAACCAAUUGCAUCAGCUCACACUGACAUCGACUGCACAUCCUCGGAGGACGAGGAAGAUGUUGCAGCAGGCGAAGGACAAAGCAGAGUUUCAGACUGGUGCAUUUGCGAGCAUUGUGAGGAAUGGCCACAACAGAAAGAAGAUGAAAAAAUAUGUUGCCGUUUGUAUUCAGAAAUAGAAGAUCAUUUAGAGGAGGACCAGAUGUGCAUUACCAGCCAUGAAGGCAUGGCUGGAAAUUGUUUGUCAAGGUUUGUUAUUGAUUCCACCAUAGUGCUCAUAAAGCAGCUUAAUAUGAAAAAAUGGCGAGAAGACUAUUUGCAAACAGAACCACACAAAACAUACAGACAUGUGGCUUACUGUAACUUUGUGCGGUGGAUAUGGCGCAAGACAGGAAAGAAAAACAGAAAAAUCUUGCCUGCUUGUGUUGUUGCAGCGAUCAGCAAAAAAUUUCCAUCUGAGGAGUUUGCUAGCUUCAAAUAUGCUUUAUAAAAUAUGGGCUCUGCCUUUAGCUGAUCAUGUUGACGUCUGGCAUAAGACCCACCAUGGCCUUGAAGGAUAUCCACAAUAUGGUUGCAGAUGGAAACCCACUUGUCUCGAACCAAUUGUUCUCUUCCUAAACCUUCUGGCAAUCAUGCUGAGUACCAGUACAUAUAAUUCGAUAUGCUUUUGGACCAUAAUGACAGGAUAGAAUUACUCUUUGAUCUGCUAGCUGCAACGAGGUUCUUAACAACUCAUGAAAAAAAAAAAAACCCCGAAAAGGAACGGGUUAAACAAAUUAUACAUAAAAUUGUAUGUAUGGUGUGUGUUUGUGCAUAUAUGAUGUGAUACCACAUCUACUUUUUAAUACUGGCAUGGCAGUCUGUGAUCAAAUGAC